Molecule: messenger RNA, 1494 nt
Organism: Exophiala bonariae
Lineage: Eukaryota; Fungi; Ascomycota; Eurotiomycetes; Chaetothyriales; Herpotrichiellaceae
Exons: 4
Coding region: 1-1494 (497 amino acids)
Biological process (GO): transmembrane transport
Cellular component (GO): plasma membrane
Molecular function (GO): transmembrane transporter activity
Source: RefSeq, a predicted model, not a curated record
AUGGCGACUGAUCUAGAGUCCUCCUAUGAGAAGGCUCCUAUUUCAGGGGACGGCCACCAUGACCAACACUUUAGCGACUAUGGCAAAACACCAAUUGAACGAGAGACAAAGGACGGUCGUGUUGACUGGGACGGGCCGGACGAUCCCCAGAAUCCGCGGAACUGGCCAGCGUGGAAACGUAUGACCCAAGUCAUCCUCGCCAGCGCUUUCCUGCUGACGGCUAACCUCGCCGCGACAAUGUUUGCUCCUGGAGCUGCCGCGCUUGCUAAGGAUUUCCAUAUCACGAAUUCCACCCUCGUCAGUCUUACCGUAUCUAUUUACCUCUGUGGCUUCGCUCUUGGACCCAUGUUCAUUGCACCGCUUUCUGAAUUGUACGGACGCCUUGUGAUCUACCACACCUGCUAUGUUUUUUACUUAGGCUUCAUUCUCGGGUGUGGACUGAGCAAAAACACCGGCAUGUUUCUCGUGUUUCGAUUCCUUGCCGGAUGCGCUGCAUCGGGUCCAUUGACAGUUGGCGGAGGGACCGUCGCCGAUGUCAUUCCGCCGGCUCAGCGUGGGAGAGCAAUGUCUCUAUUCUUCAUGGGACCACUUCUAGGACCAGUCCUGGGGCCAAUUAUCGGUGGCUUUGUGUCCGAAUCAAUCGGCUGGCGGUGGACCUUUUGGCUCAUCGAAAUCCUAGCAGGGGUAUCCUUUGUCAUAUCAAUCUUCUUCCUCCAUGAGACGAACGCCACCGUGCUGCUAGAAUGGAAAGCUGCUCGUCUGCGGAAAGAAACUGGCAAUACUGCUCUGGUUUCGACAAUGGAUCAAGGCCUGACCCCACGCCAACUAUUCCUCCGUGCUAUUAUUCGACCAACAAAGCUUCUCAUUCUAUCACCAAUCGUGCUCCUCCUUUCUCUCCUGUGCGCUUUCGUGUUCGGUCUCCUCUUUCUGCUGUUCACCACGUUUCCAACAGUCUUCGAGGAGCAAUAUCACUUCUCCGCCGGUGUUUCUGGCUUGUCAUAUCUCGGCGUUGGAAUUGGAAUGCUUAGUUCCCUCGCCAUCUUUGCCACUGUGACCGACAAAAUGCAAAAGGCACUUGGAGAAUCCCCCAAACCUGAAGCACGCCUAAAGCCCAUGAUAUGGGUCAUGCCCGCCGUGCCCGUUGGCAUCUUCUGGUAUGGUUGGACAGCCGAGAAGCAGACUCAUUGGAUCGUGCCCAUCAUUGGCACCUGCUUCUUUGGAUUCGGUGUUCUCUGGGUUGCAUUACCCGCUCAGCUUUAUAUGGUGGAUGUUUUUGGCCCUGAGGGUGCCGCCUCUGCAUUAGCUGCGAACGUGGUUCUCCGACUUCUUGCAGCAGCUUUCAUUCCAUUGGCAGGGCCUUCUUUAUAUGCUGAUCUGGGACUUGGGUGGGGAAACAGCGUCCUAGGCUUCAUAGGCAUGGCUUUCCUUCCAGUCCCACUCCUCUUCCAUCGCUACGGAGGGUGGCUCAGGGAGAGUUUUCCUGUGAAGCUAUGA